Molecule: messenger RNA, 1214 nt
Organism: Cimex lectularius (bed bug)
Lineage: Eukaryota; Metazoa; Arthropoda; Insecta; Hemiptera; Cimicidae
Product: prostaglandin reductase 1-like
Exons: 9
Coding region: 141-1160 (339 amino acids)
Biological process (GO): prostaglandin metabolic process
Cellular component (GO): cytoplasm
Molecular function (GO): 15-oxoprostaglandin 13-reductase [NAD(P)+] activity; 2-alkenal reductase [NAD(P)H] activity
Source: RefSeq, a predicted model, not a curated record
UAAAUUCCGAAAGCCUCCAACGGGGGAAACUUCAGCCCCACUACUUCGUUUAUAUAACGCCUUGUGACCUGAGGACUUUGUUUAUUCCGGUUCCGGGAGUGUUGUAUUAAUCCGCUUUUCUGGAAAUAAAAAAGUUGAGGAUGCCGAAUAAAGUGAAAAAAUUCAUUUACGCCGAAAAGUUCGAGGGGGCGCCGAAACCGUCGAAUUUCAGACUGGAGGAUGGAACCCUUCCGUCUCUGAAGGCUGGAGAAGUUCAUUUCAAAGCCGUUGCAAUUAGCGUGGAUCCAUACAUGAGAGCUGUCGGAAGUGUCGUUCCACCCGGGAACACGAUGUUCGGCGCCCAAGUGGCUAAGGUAGUUGCGUCAAACAGCCCAAAGUUCAAAGUCGGCGACCACGCCGUCGGAUAUUUUGGAUGGCAGACAGACUACGUCGGAAGACCCGAGGAUGUGCUCUCCCCUUUCGGAGGAAAUGAAGAGCCUUACCUUCUGCCUGACUUUAAAGGGCUACCGUUGUCGUUGGGCCUCGGCGUUUUGGGAAUGCCAGGGAAUACGGCUUAUUUCGGUCUGCUUGAAAUCUGCAAACCCGUCCAAGGAGAGGUCGUGGUUGUGAGUGGUGCAGCUGGUGCUGUUGGUUCUCUAGUAGGACAGAUCGCUAAAAUCAAAGGCGCUAAAGUCAUUGGGUUUGCUGGAUCUGAUAAGAAGGUUGAUUGGCUAUUAAAAGAACUCAAAUUUGAUUGGGCCUUCAAUUACAAAAAAAUUGGAGUACUCGAAGCGUUGAAAAAAGCAGCCCCUGAAGGCGUUGACUGUUAUUUCGACAAUGUUGGCGGUCAAAUGAGCAGCGACGUGAUUUCUUGUAUGAACAAUUUUGGAAGGGUGGCCGUUUGCGGAUCUGUAUCUACUUACAAUGAGACCAAGCCCGUUUUGGCUUCCGCCAUCCAGAUGGAUGUUAUUCUCAAGCAGCUAAAAAUUGAGGGCUUUCUGGUGCAAAGGUGGCUCGGAAUGAACCGAUGGUUCGAAGGCAUAAAGCAAAACAUAGAAUGGAUAAAACAGGGAAAGCUGGUUUUCAAAGAAACUACUUACCAUGGAUUCGAAAAGCUACCCGAAGCAUUCUUGGGUCUAUUCAAAGGCGAAAAUUCUGGCAAAGCUGUCGUUCUUGUAUAGAUUGAAAUAAACCAUUAUUUUUUAAAUUGUAGUUGUUUUUUAAAUAUAUUUGAU